AUGAGAUUGGUGAUGAUCGGUCUCUCUCUGGAUGCUCACUUUCGCACGAUGCUUGCAACUUGUGCUCUUAGUGGAGUUGCAAAGUUAUGGAGCGUGCCUGAAGUAAAGAAGGUUUCCACAUUAAAUGGUCAUACUAAGCAAGCUGUAGAUGUUGUAUUCUCUUCCACAGGCUACCAUUUGGCUACUGCAUCUGCUGACCGACCUGCAAGAUUAUGGAACACGGAAGGGUCUGCUCAGAUAACAUUUGAGGGACAUUUCGAUCGUCUUGCUCGCACUGCCUUCCACCUGUCAGGAAAAUACUUGGGCACAUCUAGCUUUGACAAGACUUGGAGAUUAUGGGAUGUAGAGGUUGGUGAAGAGUUGCUUCUCCAAGAAGGUCACAGCAGGAGUGUAUAUGGAUUAUCUUUUCACCGUGAUGGCUCUUUAGCAGCAUCAUGUGGACUGGACUCUCUUGCUCGUGUGUUGGACCUGAGACAAUACUUGGCGCAUUUGGGAUUUGAGGAAGAGAAAUUGUACAUAAUAAUACCUGCUCACUCUAACCUUAUAUCUGAGGUCAAAUUUGAACCUCAAGAGGGUUACUUUCUGGUUACUUCUUCAUAUGAUAUGACAGCUAAGGUGUGGUCAUCUAGAGAUUUUAAGCCUGUAAAGUCACUAUCUGGUCGUGAAGCAAAGGUUAUUUUGCUUGAUGUUGAUGGAGAUAUAAAUGCUUACCAUCCGUAUUUAACUGGCAUGGGAGCAUUUGUCUCUGCCACAUAG
This is a messenger RNA of Fraxinus pennsylvanica, 756 nucleotides long. The record is from the annotation of a GenBank genome assembly. Lineage: Eukaryota; Viridiplantae; Streptophyta; Magnoliopsida; Lamiales; Oleaceae.